Messenger RNA from Dermacentor silvarum, 5787 nucleotides. RefSeq lists its product as uncharacterized. The transcript is spliced from 6 exons. Lineage: Eukaryota; Metazoa; Arthropoda; Arachnida; Ixodida; Ixodidae. The coding region runs from base 88 to 1893 and encodes 601 amino acids. The record is from RefSeq and is a predicted model, not a curated record.
AGAGGCACAUGGGUGCGCGUCACAUCGACCUUGUUUCGUCAUUGGUUUUCUUCAACUCGCACAGGAUUGUGGGUCACUGUGAAUGUAAUGGCGGCGGUAGCUGAGACGUCGGGGCUCAAGUCACUGGAGUCCGACAGUUCUGUUCCAAAAUCGGCUGUGGAUGACGACGACGAUGAAUUGGAGGCGCUGCGCACGGCGGCAUUGUUGUCUAUGAAAGCCAGAGAAAAAAGCAAAUCGGGCACUGUUAAUUCUGAGGCGCGCGAGCGACCUGGUUCGUAUUCCAACUAUAGUCGUUUCCACCAUUCCAACCAGAGAGCCACCACCCCUGGAAAGCCACUGUUCAGCUGGAACCAGCACACACGACCCAACCUUAUCGUAAUACAGCCUGUGCCACUGGAAGGAAGUGAAGCUGCAUCACCAUGCAGUGUGACUUCCAUCCAGACCGCACAGCCCUCGACAAAGUUGGUGUUGCCCCAGGACCGGUGGUGCCCAAAGCGGGUUCAAGACGGUCCAACUUCAAGUGUCAUUGGCCAGUCCAAACGCAGGGCAUCAGGCAAGUUUAGUCACUUCGAGUCCAGCUCUGAAAGUGAGGAAAGCGACGAUGAUGACCUGCUGCGCUCUGGUUCCGCAUCAUCCCACAGUGAUGCAAGUGCCGACGGCCACAGCUCAGACGAUGAGCAAAACUCUACACGUGCAUCGCCACCAUGCAGAUUUGCGCAAGAUUGUCUAGACAGCUGUCUAAGUGAGUCUACAUCUGACUUGCCAGCAUUCUCCUCCCCCCGGCAUGACGUGACUUCGGAAGCCUGCGCUACUGACUGUGUGCAUAAGUCCAGUGAUGAACGCAGCCCUGUGCAUGCUAUAGAACAUGGUUGCAAUGUUGACAUUGAUAAUGCUGCUGUCAGUGCUCAGUUCCAGGCAUGUGGUGACAACUCGGUUAAAUGUGCCACGAAGGAUCUUGAGGGGCUGAUGAGCAGAAUGGAAGCAAGUGUCCAUGGUGGGCACGAAAAGAUUAAUGUAGUGCCAAAUGAAAACACUCCAGAGGUGCUCUUUGAUUGUUCAGGCUUGCAGCCACGAAGUGGCAAUGCCAGUCCUGUGAUGCACACAAGGAAAAGUCCAGCCAUGGAAGAGCGCCAACAGAAGUAUGACGAGGGAAGGCUCACAAAUGGUCUCUCUACUGAUAGUCGAAGAGAUGUCCACCUUUCUCCAGACAUAACAAGGGAAGAUCGACUAGCACGAGAAAGGCACAGCUCCCGGGAGGGUACACCAGGCAGCACGAGAAGUGUCGACAGCCAAGACCGCUCUGCAAGCAGUGUUUUUGAAGCUCGACGGCGAAAGUUUGAGUCUACUGUGCCAGUGAAGCCUGUGGGAGGCAAGAUACUGCUGCUCAGGCAGGGCAGGACUGAGGACCAAAGCCCACAACGUGAAGGCUCCCCCCUCUCAUCCCCAUGUGCUCGGACGAGAUCGCGCAGUAGAAGCACAAGUCCGCCCCUCUUGCGUUCCGUGCUGAGUGUCGUGAAGCGAGGCACAUCUGAACUCUUACCAGCAGGCAUCGAGUCCAAGAAGAAGCAUAGACCUGGAAGGACAGUGGAAAUCGUAGUGCACAGUGUUGGUGAAGAGUCCACCGAAGCAAGUGAGCGCAUCGGCAACAGCGGCAGCAGUGGCAGCAAGCUGCCCGUCCACCUAAGGCUCGGCGACGCCAGCACAGCUUCCUCAACAAGAAAGAAAAAAAGCAAACGGAAACGGUCUUCACACGACUCCGCAGCGUACAGUGUCAAGCGGAAGCAUGCCAAGGCAAGAGGCCUCGACUCAGACGUACGACGUGCCUGGCUGGGCCCUGACCAACGCUGUCGUCGUAAGCGCAUGCAGUCUGCCCUCAGUGAUGGUGCUCCCUGACACCCAUAGGAGGAGAGGUGUCCACGCAGGUAAAGUGCCCCCUCUGUGCAUUGCUUGCUUUCUGCACGAGUUGUUUCUAGUUGAUUGCACGUGUGGCAUAGUGUUCAAGGGAAACACUGGAUAUAUUGUAUGUCUUUUCCCUUCAUGGUAAUCCUAUCAUCCCCACUUCCUCUUCACCCCUGCCGCAUCUCUUUGUUUUAAUGUCACUGUUGUGCACUGAGAUUGCUAGUGCCAAUAAAAAGCGUUGAUAGUUAGCAGCCUUGGUGCCCCUAUACAGCACCAAGUGUUUCGUGGUAUUAGACUCACCUAAUUGGCCAUAGUUUAAUUGUUAAAGAACAGGCCAGAGUGCAAAUCAUGUGCCUAGACAGUUGAUUGAAAUGAAGCAUGUGCACAAUGUAAACUUCAGAAUUUUAUGUGAUUUAUGUACAGGUUGUGUGGUGCAGCCAAGCUGCCCUCAUAACGACUCUGGAUUGUUGCUCAUGUUUUGCAGUGAGGAUUAAUGACCGAGGGUCGUCAUAGAAGGGGCAAAAGUACUGUGUAGUUACAUGGUGCAUAUAUGUACCUAUGUUGUCCAUAGUUUUCAUCAUGAACCAUCAAAUACCUAUCUGAAAAAAGUUCAGUUUUUUGGACAAUAUAGUUUAUUCUUUCAAGAGUAAGGCAUGAGAGUUAUUUACCAUGCUGGCCACUUCUUUACAAAGUGCACCGUCAUAUUUUUUGUGAUUUGUACACAAAUUUGGCGUGCCGUUUUACAGUAUGCCUUUUGUGAGUAUGUGUUCACUUUUUCCGCUUCUUUUGUUUCGUGUUGCUGCUGUGUUUAGUGCAUCAAAAGGGAAAGCAACAGUGCAUAUUGGAAGUAGCAUUCUUGAUGACAUCUUUUUCUCACAGCAGGUUGUGUGUCACCGAUUAAAGUACUUAAGAGGUCUGGCUCAUCCCCACAAUGACUCGUCUUGCACUGUUGUGUGAUGAAAAAACUAUUCCUGAGCUGAAACUGACUCUGACGAACACACACUGUGGCUGCCUGCUUGGACUCUUGUUUUUGAUCUUGUUAUGCUGUACAAAGUUGUUAGUGUUUGGUGUGACGUGGCAGUGUAAUUUCAUCUUGUGUAACCUUUUGAAGCAUUGAUCCGUUGUAUGUGCAGUAUGAGAGAGAUACCUAGCAAAGAACAUUUGAAAGCACUUUUUUUUUUUUUACUCUCUUGCACGAGUCUUUGUAUGGUACACAAUGUGUACAGGGUGUUUGUCUUUGCUAAUUUUCUGUACAAGAAAACUUACUUGGCUGGCUUAUUUUCAUAUUGGGCAAACUGCUUCAUGCUGCUGUUUCUUACUGAACGAGUUCCGUUGUUUGAAAUGAAUUGUGACAACCAUCUGGGUGUCAGAUGGCAGUGCUACUUAACCAUAUCAAGUUAUAGCUCAGUGAAAUUCCUUGUGGCAUAGCUGUAGUUGGGCCGUGUUGUUUUGAUCGCUGCCUAACCGGUUCAGCCUUUUGAUUUUCUGUGUUCCACCAAAAUGUGUACAUAGGACUAGUUUUCAAACCUACCAGAAAGACUGAUUGUGUGCUGUCACAAGAGUAAUUUAGAGUCUGCUUGGCAGUGUAGUGUACAUUUGCUUCUGUGUAUAAUUUUAGGUGACUUGUUCAUUUGCUUUUCACACUCAAGAAUGAAUUGCUUAUCUUGUACUAAUGUAAUAGUUCAAUUUUUUUAUGUGUGCUGUUACAGAUUUGCAUAAUGCAUGACCCAUACUGUUAAGCAUUUGCAUUAAUAGGUUGCGCUGGUGUUUUUACAUGUUGCUCCAGUUGCCAAGCUCUCAGUUGUUUUUUGUUACUUUUUUUUUUUUUGUUAUUUUUGCCCUAUUGCCCUAUUUUAUUCUUAUUUUUUCUUUAUUUUCUGUUAUAGGCCCCUUUACAAGCUGCUGUGUUAGUUUUUUGACAUUUUUACUUCGCUUGCACACAUCUAUGCAUUCUUUAGCCUUGUCUAAUGUACUUAGUGGACUUGUGCUGUGAUUAACUUCUAAAACUGUUGGUUGGUUUUGUUAUCCAGGCAGGGGUUGCAGCAAAAUUGUUAUUUCUCGGGUUACGGUCUCUGUAAGCACCAUUUCAGAAACUGCACUGUGAAGCUGCUGUGUUUUGCUUUUUGCACUGAACUUGCUUUGUGUCUUGGGUAGGAUUUUUGUAACUCUUGUUUAUAGUAGUAUUUACUGGUAUGUGCUUUUCUUUUGAAUAGAUAUACCCACCAUGUUUUCCUUGCAUGUAUAUACUGCACAGGUGCCGCUGUCCUUGGAAGUCAUCAGUGGUGUUUUUCUCUCUUCCCCCCUAUUGGCAUUGUGCUAGUGCUUGCUGCCUUUGUAUUUUAUUGCAGGUAGAGAGAACUCACCACUAAUAGGCAAGGGGGUUUCUAACAUAGCUUUUUUUUUUUUUUUUUUUUUUUUUUUUUUUUUUUGUUGAAUGAUGGUCGUUUACAUUUAUAGUCAGCAUAUUUACCAGGUUUCAUUGCAUGCAAAAGACUAGCGUUUUGGUAUUAUCUCAUUUAUUCUGGAUAUGUGCUGUUUUGUUAUUGUUUUGCUUUUGUUUCAUAUGCACAAGAACUGGAAAACACUAAGGCAAAUAUGAAGCAGGGCUGUUAGAAUUAAAUGCUUUAUAAAUCUACCAAAUUUCAACCAAAACAUAUGCAGUUUAUUCAUCCUAUGCUUUGCAGUCUAAUUGGCAUUAACUUUGUGCAUUCAUCCUUAAAGACAACCAGCAGCCCUCUUUAAAAGCGUACUGCCUAUUUCUUCGGCAUCAUUGUUUCCACAUUACUUUGGCAAACUCAUAUGCAUGUGCCCAGCGUCUUUACAAAAAGUGUGGUGUUUGUGACAGAGAAUGCAUGUUUUUUCCAGGUAUUGUUAGUAAUAUUUUUGGCUAUGUAAUGUAACUUUUUUUUUUUUUUUCCCAAGUUGUUACUGCCUAAAUUAUAAUUAGGCAGUAUACUUUUAUCUUGUACAGUUUGUUUGAAACAUCCCUCUUUCUUACAUCUAUUUCUCCUGUUGUGCUGCUGAAAGGGUGUGACAGUUCUCUAGUCAGCAAGUUCUAUGCUCACCUUUUCUGCAUUGUUUUCCCAUGUCUCUGAGUGCAUGCAUAUGCCUGCGUGCGUGCGUGCGUGCGUGUGGGUGUGUGGGUGUGUGUGUGUGUGUGUGUGUGUGUGUGUGUGUGUGUGUGUGUGUGUGUGUGUGUGUGUGUGUGUGUGUGUGUGUGUGUGUGUGUGUAAAACACACUCGUGGCUAUUCAGCUGGUGCUGAACUCUUGUCAUGUGCUGCGCACUCUUGGACAGUUCAUGAUUUAUGUUGCAGUUUGCUGCGGUGUUUCUUGCUACCAUUUUGGUCAUACUCGUUUGCACCUUUGGACAAUUCCAUGGUUUCCUUUGUGUUGCAGCCGGCUGCGAUGGUGUUUAUUGCCACCUUUAUUUGGUCAUGCUUGUAUUUGUAUAUUGUCAGCGUUCUCACUAGGCCAAGUACACAUUGCCACGAGGCUCGGGAACAGCGCAAGAUGCCACUGUUAUGUGGUAACUGCAAGCCACCAGGAAGCUGGAUGAUUGAGCUGCAUGUCUGCUGCACUGUUCUCAUUAGGAGAAACCUCAUGUGCUUCAUAUUCAGCUACCUUCAACUGAAGGCCCUAAUGUAAAGGCGAAAAAUGAAAAAAAAAAAUAAAAGCCUUCCCACCAGACUACCUCCUCCAAGCCCACCUCCCUUCCCAUCUCCCCCUCUGAAAAGAAUAGUGGAGAGCCAUAAAUUCACACAAAAUAACUUCUGUGUUAAAAAGAGCUUUCAGAUCAUCCUAUGUGAAUAAUUUCUUGUAUAUAGCCAUGUACAGAAAAUGGGGAGAAAAAAAGUGAAUAAAAACUAUUUUUUAUUGCUUUGACAGAA